Hylaeus anthracinus is the source of this 1370-nucleotide messenger RNA. RefSeq names its product protein lifeguard 4-like. The coding region runs from base 403 to 1176 and encodes 257 amino acids. Gene Ontology annotation, biological process: negative regulation of apoptotic process. Gene Ontology annotation, cellular component: membrane. NCBI's taxonomy places the organism in Eukaryota, Metazoa, Arthropoda, Insecta, Hymenoptera, Colletidae. The transcript has 5 exons. The record is from RefSeq and is a predicted model, not a curated record.
AGUAACCAAGUAACAGCUGUGUCAAGUUAAAUUUCGCUGCUGCAGCAAGAUAAAUGUGUUUUUGAUGCUGUAGAUCGUCGAUAAGUGUUAAUCAUAUUGGUUUUUCAUAUAAUUACACCUUUAUUUUAUGCAACUCUCAAGGAAUACAAUUUUCAAAAAAUACUUCGUGAGAGUGCUUGUUACGAGAUAACGAUUGAAAGUAACUGACGAAAAGAUAACAUUUAUAUAGAAUUGAUGCGAUUGUCAAUUGUAAUUACAUUUCCUCGCAACCACUACGACAGUGUGUCAGUAUAUAUAAAUUGUAAUCGAUUUUGACCAUGGUUACUACUUCAGUUUGAUAAAUUCGAUAUUUCAUUCCCGAGUGUCUAUUAAAGAUUUAAAUACUAUUUUAAAAGUGGUUUAAUGCCAAUUACGAAUAUACACAAAAUGACUAGUGCAACAGUGAAAUUAAUAGAAGAAGAUGUAGAGAGUGGGGGAAAGGAGCAGGAUAUGGAUGGAAUUGAAAAUGACUUCGCUUUCAAUAACAGCGUUCACAAUGCCAAUAUCAACAUACGAUUAGGUUUUCUCCGGAAGGUAUAUGGCUUGUUGAGUAUUCAACUUUUAAUGACUGUAAUGAUAGCUACAAUACUUAUGUCAUUUCAAACACUUAAAACUUUUAUACAAGAAAACCCUUGGACAUUAAUUUUGUCAUUUGUCAUGACUAUGGGAACUCUGAUCGUUUUGUUUGUAAAAAGAAGAGAUCACCCAGUCAACUUGUUACUGUUGACUUUAUUUACAUUGUCAAAAGCCUAUACCAUUGGAAUACUGGUGUCAAUGUAUGAUGUUACCACAGUUGUGCAAGCACUAUUCAUAACAUUAACAGUUACAGCAGGAUUGACAGUCUACACAUUUCAGAGCAAGAAAGAGCUAUCAUUCUCAACUUCUGGGUUGUUCAUUGGCCUUUGGAUCUUAUUGUUGGGUGGUAUAAUGCAAAUAUUCCUCCAAAGUACAAUGUUGGAAUUGACAUUGGGAAUUGCUGGAGCAAUAAUAAUGUCUAUGUUUAUCGUUUUUGAUACCCGCUUGAUAAUGCAUACUCUCUCUCCAGAAGAGUAUAUAUUGGCCACUAUCAAUAUUUACCUUGAUGUAGUUAAUUUGUUCGUGUACAUUUUACGAAUACUUGCUGUUUCAAAACAAUAGACUUUAAUUUUUAUACUUAUCUUUGUUUCUAUCGCUAUAUGUUACUUCGAUUAUCUGAAUGCAAAAUUUUCGAUAUGAAAUUUUGUUUAACUUCAGCUUUAAGGAUCUAGCACGUUGUGUUAAACUAUCAAAGAUCAAACACGGAUUUCAAUGUUAUUUUUAUUGAAAUACAUAAAUGAAAUAGUCUAAAUUUA